Molecule: messenger RNA, 1260 nt
Organism: Funneliformis geosporum
Lineage: Eukaryota; Fungi; Glomeromycota; Glomeromycetes; Glomerales; Glomeraceae
Source: the annotation of a GenBank genome assembly
AUGGCUUACUAUAAUAAUAAUAAUGAUGAUGGCUAUUAUCCUCAGAACACUGGAUACUAUGGUCCGAAUGAUAAUAUUAAUGGUAAAUUUCUCGACCAAAGAGGAAAUGCUAAUGUUGACAACUUUUAUAAUAAUAAUGACCAUCAACCACAACAUAUUAAUAACCCGUCAACUAAUUAUAUCAAUAAUAACAAUUAUGAUGAUGGUGGUGGUGUAUAUCAUGAUCCUAGGAAUGGAUUUAGUAAUAAUGAUCCAUAUUAUCCCACUAAUAAAUCUCCAGUUCCUGGCGAUGGUGCAUAUGGUGAUUCAGGGUAUUCUAUUCCUUAUAAUAUGCCAUUACGUUCUAACUCUCAAAAUCAAAAUUACGUCAAUCCUUAUCCCGUUUCUUCUAAUGAACCAAAACCCUUCCAAAAUAGUUAUAACAGUCCUACACAUUAUCCUUCUUCCACAAUAAACUACCCAACUUUCCCAACUGUGAACGUUCCUCAUUCACCAAUUAAUUCGAUUCCUGCUCAUCAAGUUCCAUAUCGUGGCCAUCCAACAGAUUCUGGUUCAACACCUAAAGAAAUGUUACCCUCUAAUUAUUCUUCUAUGCCCUCAUCAAACCCUGGUCCAAAACCACCAUCUAAUUAUGGUUAUGAGAAACCUUUUGGCCAGUCUAGCGAGCGUUCUAGUAAACAUAUUCUCCCUGAAGAAGAAAAAAACGCAAAGCCUGGUGCUGCUGUUUUAUUAUGGGCACGUCCUCCAAAAGUUGAAUUCUUGGGCAUUGUUCCUUCACCUAAAGGUUUACCUCCUUAUGAAGCCAAGGCUUCAGGAUUUGAUUUUAACUUUGGUUUAAAAAUCUCAGUUGAUAAUCCGAAUAUAGUUGGUGCAAAUUUCAAAAUGAUCCAAGCUACUGCAUUUUAUCCAGGGCAUUCUGAACCAAUCGGAGGCGGAAAUUUGACCAAUGUAAAAAUUUCAAGUAAAGGCAAUACUAUCAUCGAAUUUCCAUUCUCUGUCAACUAUGAUAAAGAUAUUGAUCCAGGAUUUGUUAUUCUUUUUGACAUUGCUCGAAAAUGUGGAUUAACUGGAGGAGAGAAAGAAAAAUUGGAAAUUGAUUAUAAGUUAACACUUACGAUUAAAGUUCUUUUAAUUACAAUAAAUCCAAGUUUUGAUAAGAAAGCUAUGAUUGAUUGUCCAAUUAAAGACGGACAAAUUCCAAACAUACCAGGAUUCGAUAUAGGAAAAGCUGCAAAAGAAUUUAAUGGUAAAAAAAAAUAA